GGCUAGGCACGUGCGAGGGGCAACGACGUCAGGAAUGCGCGUAAAGUUGCCACGUGUGAGUCGCCGUCUCAAUAGUACAUGUCAAAUCUCGUUCUAACUCAUUUCCUUGGAUCAUUCGUCUUCUCUCUGAAAGCAAAAGCAAACUCAAACUCAAACUCAAACUCAAAACUCGCUCGAGUCGACUCGCAUCGCAGCGCCAAGGCUAAUCUCUCGUUUUCUAACCCUAGGGUUUUGAUCGCAAGCUGCGGAAGCCGGUAAAGUAGAAGAAGCAUUUCACAGCCUCCGAAUGGUGCAGUUGAUGAAAAACGGCAAACCGGAAUCGCCGGCCGGAAAGGCGGCCCCCGCCGCCGUGAAGAUGGAGCUGGAGGAUCCUCUGUACGAGGAACACGGUCCGCUUCAGAAGAGGCCCAAGCAGCAGAGUUUUGGAAUGGGAGGUUUUACAGCGCCAGCUUCCGGUUAUAACCCUCUGGAUGAGCCUAGUCCGUUGGGUUUGCGAUUGAGGAAAAGCCCGUCGCUUUUAGAUUUAAUCCAAAUGAAACUUUCCCAAUCAAGCACUCCAAAAGACGGAAGUAAAAAACACGGUAAAUCGCAGUCGAUUGCUUGUGCUUCUCCUGCUGAUAAGCUGAAAGCCUCCAAUUUUCCUGCUUCAGUUCUUAGAAUUGGGACCUGGGAGUACAAAUCGAGACAUGAAGGAGACUUGGUGGCUAAAUGUUAUUUUGCAAAGCAUAAGUUGGUCUGGGAAGUUCUUGAUGGUGGUCUUAAGAAUAAAAUUGAGAUUCUGUGGUCUGAUAUUAUGGCUCUGAAGGCAAAUUACCCAGAUGAUGGUCCCGGGACACUAGAUAUUGUGCUUGCUCGGCAACCUCUGUUCUUUAGGGAGACUAAUCCACAACCUCGGAAGCACACCCUCUGGCAGGCAACUUCAGAUUUUACUGAUGGACAAGCUAGUUUGCACAAGCGGCAUUAUCUGGAAUGCCCACAGGGCAUGUUAGGAAAGCAUUUUGAAAGACUUGCUCAAUGUGAUCCACGCUUGCUUUUCCUUAGUCAACAAGGCGAGAUAACAUUAGAUUCUCCAUAUUUUGAACCCAGAAUCGCUGUGUUUGAUGAUCAAAAUGAAGAUCUGAAUAGGGAGGGAAGUCCUUCCAUUUUUAGCAUAAAUGAUGGGACUUCUCAAUCAGGGGCUCAAUCUUCUUCCUCAAAGAAUGAUCAAGAUAGUCUGAGUCGAUAUUCAGAAUCCCACCGUCAUGAAACACCAUCACCAUGCUCAGGUAGGAACCCGUUGACGGUUGAAGAAAUCAAAGGCUGCGAAAUCGAGCAACUGAACGCACUUAGCGGGUGGGGUAUGAUUAAGGUACCUGGACUAAGCUCCUCUAUGUCUGUAUCUGACUUAGUCAGCCACCUCGAAAAUCGAAUAUCAAAGCACGGAUCGUCCGAUAAUAAGACACCGCUCUCCACUGAAGAAUGGCAGAGCUUCCAAGUUUUAGAAGACAUUAACCGCUGCUUAUUCAGCGAUAUCCAAAACAUGCCAGGCUCGGACGAGAAACUGCUCAUGUCUAGGGUCAAUUCCCUUUGCUGCCUUUUGCAGAAAGACUCUAAAAACGACAGCUUUGCAAAUGCAUCUCUUCUUCAAAAUGGAGCAAAUGAAUCGAACAAUGCUGGUGCUUCGACUAGUGGAGAUAAGUUCGAAGAUAUCUACGGCUACGAUCAAUCGACAUCAUCUAUGGCUAGGAAUGACUCGGUGGGAGAUUUGCUGCUCAACCUUCCCAGGAUAGCUUCUCUACCUCAGUUCUUGUUCAAUAUUUCGGAAGACUUUGGAAACCAAGCUAGAUAAACGAAUAAAUAACCACUUCUCAACAACCUAGUAUUUUAAAUUAAAGAUUUGUUAUUUCUUCGAGUAUUGUAAUAUUGUUAUUAGCUCACCCGCCUAUAGAAAUUAGCCUUUAAGAAAGGCGACUACAUUUUAGCCUUGUGUAGUUCAUUUCGUCACACACGGGUGCCUACGGAUCCAAGUACUGGUUUCGAAUUCCGAUCGACGCAUCAAGUCUGUACAAGUAUGAAGAAGCUUUCAGCUAGAGUGGCCGUUUAUAAGUAGUAAAAAGUGUCUUUUUGUGUACAAAGUGUAUUUAGAGUGUAUAUAUGUUGUUUGUUUGUGGUUUUACUUGUUAUAGAUCUUCUUGUUAACAGAUGACAUCGAGUGGUUCGACAUUCUGGGUGUCGUAAUUAUUUCGUGUUCAUGUGGUAAUUAAGAGAACUCUCAAGGGCCCUUGUGUAAAUGAAUGUUUUAUCGCUCUCUUCGAUCGGUUUCGUAUUUUAUUCAUAUUCCUCCGUUUCGA
Messenger RNA from Erythranthe guttata (spotted monkey flower), 2330 nucleotides. NCBI's taxonomy places the organism in Eukaryota, Viridiplantae, Streptophyta, Magnoliopsida, Lamiales, Phrymaceae. The record is from RefSeq and is a predicted model, not a curated record.